Solenopsis invicta (red fire ant) is the source of this 870-nucleotide messenger RNA. RefSeq lists its product as uncharacterized. Lineage: Eukaryota; Metazoa; Arthropoda; Insecta; Hymenoptera; Formicidae. Bases 1 to 870 code for a protein of 289 amino acids. The record is from RefSeq and is a predicted model, not a curated record. The transcript has a single exon.
AUGCCUCCGCCCACGGUCGAAGAGUUGCAAGUACAAUUGGCGCAGAUGCAGACCACCUUGCAGCAGAUGCAAGGGCAGGCCGAAGUUCCGCGCGUGGAUUCUUAUCGAAUUCCUAAAAUCCCACCCUUCUUGAUCAAAGAUCCCGUCAUCUGGUUCAUUCAGGUUGAGGCGUCUUUUGGGACCGCCCGCAUCUCGGACCAAAAGACCAAAGCACAUCAUGUCAUCAGUGCGCUAGAUGCCGAAGCAAUCGCGUGCUGUCGUGACUUGAUCGCGGACCCUGACGAAACAGAACCGUACACCCAGCUGAAAGAGCGCAUUAUCGAAAGCUUUUCCGCGUCAGCCGAAGCUCAGCUUCGACAAUUAUUAAAAGGCCAAGUGCUUACUUCCGGAAAACCGUCGCAAAUUCUUAGCCGGCUGCGUAACCUUAAUGCAGAUAAACGUUGCGAUGACGCCGUCAUUAAAACUAUUUUUUGCGAACAUUUAACGCCCUACAUGCGUGGUAUACUUGCGGUUUCGGACUGCGCGGAUUUAGAUAAAUUAGCGAAAAUGGCCGAUAAGAUCGCGGAGACGGCCAACGAAUCGGCACAGUGUGCAGCCUCCUCUGCAAAACAAUCACAGCCAUCGGACCUUGAAAGCAAGGUCGAUCGCCUUGCUGCAGAGCUCGCUACCCUCUCGGCUCAACUUAAACGAUCUAGCAGGUCGCGAAGUAGAGAUAAAUCACGGCACCGCGAACGUUCUAACAGUAGGCAGCCUAAAGUCUGUUGGCCGCACAGAACUUUUGGCGAGGCAGCGCGGGCGUGCAAAGGCACAGAUAAGUCCCCGUGCUCGUGGAAACAAAACAAAGCCGCAGUUACUGAGAAGGGGGAAUAA